GAUCGAAGAUCGAUCGAGCUCAAGAGUGACGAGUCCAAGUCAGAAGUCUCUCUCUUUGCUGUUAUCGGUCCCUAGUUGAAGCCUUCAAGGCUCAACAUUUGGCUGCGAAUUCAUUUUUCUGGAUUUUGGAACUGCGUAGUCGCAAUCUCUGUCUCUAUCACACCCUUCCAUCCCAACGGAGAUAGCUAAGAAUUCGUCUUUAAAAACCCAGAAAGGUCCGAAUAUGCCGGCCAAGGACGGCCAGAAUCUUUCGCAUCAUGCUACAGUCAUUUUCUUUUUCUAUCACCUAAAUACCCUUUUGCAUCCUUCUUCUUCUUUGUUACUUCAUGUCACCUAUUAUUCUGGACACUGCGAAUGCCAUCACCAUGAGACUCGAAUCAUAGAGGACUAUGGGCUCUCACCAGGUUAAGUCAUCUAGGCCCUCUGGGAGGUUCGAAUUACAGAAUGGGUAUGCCGGAGAUGAUGACUUUAUUGCUCAUAGACGAUCCACGGGGCGGAAAUUUGAUCGGACGGAGUAUGGCCGGCAAAACCAGCGCGAACCCAGGGAGCACCAGGUUGAGUCUGGUAUGGGCAAUGACAAAAGACAGGAUGGUGGCGUUGCUGGUCCUGAAAGAGUUAAAGAGAAGGGGAGAUUGAAUAACAGAGAGGGAAAGAAGCAUGCUGUGCGUAAUAUUUCGAAGGUAUCAAGGAAGUCUUUCGAAGAUGAGAUGGUUGAUGGAUGGCCCAAAUGGCUAGUUGAUAACGUUCCAAAGGAAGCAUUGGCUGGUUUGGUUCCCAAGAGUGCUGAAUCGUACAUUAUGAUCAAUAAGGUAGGGCAGGGAACUUAUAGCAAUGUUUAUAAAGCUCGAGAUCGAAACACUGGAGAAUCAGUGGCCCUCAAGAAGGUGCGCCUUGACACAUCCAGGCCUGAAUGCAUUAAAUUCAUGGCAAGAGAAAUUAUGAUAUUACGGGGAUUGGAUCAUCCCAAUGUAGUAAAACUCAAGGGAUUGGCUACUUCAAGAAUGCAUUAUAGUCUUUAUCUUGUUUUUGACUUCAUGCAAUCAGACUUGGCCAGGAUAGUUUCUUGUCCCGAAGAGAGACUAACUGAACCACAGGUCAAGGCCUAUAUGCAUCAAUUGCUUUCAGGUCUGCAGCAUUGCCAUGAUAGGGGCAUUUUGCAUAGAGAUAUCAAAGGGUCAAACCUUUUGAUUGAUAAAAGUGGGAUGCUUAAGAUUGCAGAUUUUGGGCUUGCCAAUUAUUAUAAUCCCAACCAUAACCAGCCUCUCACAAGCAGGGUUGUGACACUAUGGUACAGAGCUCCUGAAUUGUUGCUAGGUGCCACAGAUUAUGGAGUUGGUAUUGAUCUAUGGAGUGCCGGAUGCCUCCUGGCAGAAAUGUUUACAGGGGUUCCAAUUAUGCCUGGCAGAACAGAGGUGGAGCAACUUCAUAGAAUUUUCAGGCUAUGUGGUACACCAUCAGAGGGUUAUUGGAAGAAAUUCAAAGCUGCUGGGACUUUUAGGCCUCCAAAGUCUUAUAGACCCUGCCUUGUAGAGACUUUCAAAGAUUUCCCUUCAUCUUCUUUGGGUCUAUUAUGUACUCUACUUGCCUUGGACCCUGCUUACCGUGGAACUGCCUCUAAAGCUCUCCAAAAUCAAUUUUUCUAUACAAGUCCACUAGCAUGUGACCUCUCUGGUCUUCCUGUGAUCUGCGUUGAAGAUGAAGAGCAAGAUCAAGCCGAUGAACAAAUGAAGCGCAUGAAUUCUAAAAUUAGACGCUCCCAUACAUUACUCGAGCGUCGUAGAAAGAGUCUGGUAUCUGAAAAGCCAGCAGAAGCCACUAUGUCUUCUAAAGAAGAAUCAAGACAGAAUGCUGAUACAUACGUCCCACUUGACGAACUGGGCAGCACAACCAGUAGUACCUCAUCAAGUUUAAAUCGAACUGAGGCAAAGGAUUCUUCACCUAUCUUCUCUCCAGAUGUGUCCUCAGAUCAAAAGCUGCUCCUCAGAACAAAUCGCGAUGAUAAUGGUGGUGAAAACAUUGAUAAAUUUCCUCCUUUACCGAAGUCAAAACCUCGUGCAGCCAGGGGAGAAGAUGCUCAAUACAGAUUUUGCCCAGCCCGCAGGUCUACUUCCGCCAGAGAUUUCAGAAUCUCAAGACAAAAGGACCGUUUACUCCUUGAAACAGAUGAUCAGACUGCCAUAGAUGACACGUAAGCUCACAGCAAUAUUUUUUGCUCUCUGUUCCAUGCAUUCUUGAACUUCCCUUGAGUAAUCUUUUCAGUAACUCUUGACUGAUUCUGUAUCUUGUAAGAAGCAGAAGGUUUUGUUUCCUCACAUUGUAUUUGUUGAUUUAUAAGACUAAUAUGAAAUGAAUAUAAUCUCUUUUUAUUUAA
This is a messenger RNA of Prosopis cineraria, 2371 nucleotides long. RefSeq names its product probable serine/threonine-protein kinase At1g54610. Bases 390 to 2192 code for a protein of 600 amino acids. Gene Ontology annotation, molecular function: cyclin-dependent protein serine/threonine kinase activity; RNA polymerase II CTD heptapeptide repeat kinase activity; ATP binding. The transcript has 7 exons. Gene Ontology annotation, biological process: positive regulation of transcription elongation by RNA polymerase II; protein phosphorylation. The record is from RefSeq and is a predicted model, not a curated record. Lineage: Eukaryota; Viridiplantae; Streptophyta; Magnoliopsida; Fabales; Fabaceae. Gene Ontology annotation, cellular component: nucleus; cyclin-dependent protein kinase holoenzyme complex.